Leucoraja erinaceus (little skate) is the source of this 3907-nucleotide messenger RNA. Its product is annotated as segment polarity protein dishevelled homolog DVL-3. The record is from RefSeq and is a predicted model, not a curated record. Gene Ontology annotation, cellular component: cytosol. Gene Ontology annotation, biological process: canonical Wnt signaling pathway; intracellular signal transduction. The coding region runs from base 382 to 2547 and encodes 721 amino acids. The transcript has 15 exons. Gene Ontology annotation, molecular function: frizzled binding. NCBI's taxonomy places the organism in Eukaryota, Metazoa, Chordata, Chondrichthyes, Rajiformes, Rajidae.
CGCCGUCUGAUUGGGGCUCGGGGGUGGCGGCUGGCGGCACUGGGCGGAGCGCCGGGCCUGGGCAAAGGAUACAGUGUCGGGCCGGCCGGGGAGAGGAGGCACUCGGCGGGGGCAGGGAGAGGAGAGGCGGCUUACAAAGUAAUCGGCCCGGAAACGAUCUCCAUCGGCCAGGGAGACGAUACAAAGCAUCUGCCGGAGGACGGGUCUCACCGGCCGGGGUGGAUACAAAGUAGCGGCCGGGGAAGGAGCCCCAUCGGCCCGGGGGGGGAAGGAGGAUAUAAAGUAUCGAGCGGCCGGACUAUCCAGACGGAAGGCCCCGGGAUCGGGGAGAGAGCGGGGGCGGCCUCUCCGAGGGUCGGAGCCCGAGCUCCGGGGGCGGCCAUGGGUGAGACGAAGAUCAUCUACCACAUCGACGAGCAGGAGACGCCGUACCUGGUGAAGCUGCCGCUGGCCGCCGAGCGCGUCACCCUGGCCGACUUCAAGCAGGUGCUGAACAAGCCCAACUACAAGUUCUUCUUCAAAUCCAUGGACCAGGACUUCGGGGUGGUGAAGGAAGAAAUAUCUGAUGACAAUGCCAAGUUGCCCUGCUUCAAUGGACGUGUGGUAUCAUGGCUGGUGUCAGCUGAGGGUUCCCACUCCGACUCCGGAUCCAUGUGCACGGAUAACCAGUCGGAUCUGCCUCCCCCCAUCGAGAGGACGGGGGGAAUCGGAGACUCAAGACCCCCCUCAUUCCACGCCAAUGCAGUCGGGAGCCAGGACAACCUGGACAACGAGACGGAGACGGAGUCGGUGGUAUCCUCGCGGAAGGAGAGGUUACGGCGGAAGGAAGGUCACGAGCACGUUCCCCGGGUCAACGGCCACACGAAGGUGGAGAGGCGGCACGAGAUCGGGGGCUACGAGAGCUCCUCCACGCUGAUGAGCAGUGAGCUGGAAUCCACCAGCUUCUUUGACUCGGAAGAAGAUGAUUCCACAAGCAGGUUCAGCAGCUCCACAGAACAGAGCAACUCGUCCAAACUCAUGAGGCGGCACAAGCGGAGGCGGAGGAAACCUCGGAUCCCUCGCAUCGAACGGUCCUCCUCGUUCAGCAGUAUCACAGACUCCACCAUGUCCCUCAACAUCAUCACCGUCACUUUAAACAUGGAGAAAUACAACUUCCUUGGAAUCAGUAUCGUGGGGCAGAGCAACGAGAGGGGUGACGGAGGGAUCUACAUCGGGUCAAUCAUGAAGGGAGGGGCUGUGGCUGCAGACGGCAGAAUCGAACCCGGGGACAUGUUGCUCCAGGUUAACGACAUAAACUUUGAGAACAUGAGCAAUGAUGACGCAGUCCGGGUCCUGAGGGAAAUUGUGCACAAGCCUGGGCCCAUCAUGCUGACCGUUGCCAAAUGUUGGGACCCAACCCCUCGUGCCUGCUUCACCCUCCCCAGAAGCGAGCCCAUCCGGCCCAUCGACCCGGCAGCCUGGGUUUCCCACACGGCGGCCAUGACGGGAGCCUAUCAGCCUUAUGGUAUGAGCCCCUCCAUGAGCACCAUUACUUCCACCAGCUCCUCCAUCACCAGCUCCAUCCCAGAAACCGAACGGUUCGACGAUUUUCAUUUAUCAAUCCACAGUGACAUCGUCACCAUCGUUAAAGCCAUGGCUUCCCCGGAGUCCGGCCUGGAAGUACGCGACCGAAUGUGGCUUAAAAUCACCAUCCCAAACGCUUUCAUUGGUUCCGAUGUCGUCGACUGGCUUUACAAUCACGUGGAAGGAUUCCCGGACCGGCGGGAAGCUCGAAAAUACGCCAGCAAUCUCCUUAAAGCCGGCUACAUCCGACACACUGUGAACAAGAUCACCUUCUCGGAGCAGUGCUACUACAUCUUCGGGGACCUCUGUGGCAAUAUGGCCAGCCUAACCUUACACGACCAUGACGGAUCGAGCGGCACAUCGGAUCAAGACACGCUAGCCCCCUUGCCCCACCCUGGAGCAGCGCCCUGGCCCCUUGCCUUCCCCUACCAGUACCCGACUCAGCACCCGUACAACCCCCAGCCGCCAGGCUACCACGACGUCGCCGGCUUCCCCUACGGAGGAGGCAGCGCCGGCAGCCAGCCCAGUGAAGGGAGUCGAAGCAGUGGAUCGAACCGGAGCGGGAGCGAGAGGCGAGGGGGGAAGGAGAAGGAGCCAAAACCCGGCGAUCCAAAAUCUGGGGGCAGUGGUAGUGAGUCAGACCACACCACGCGGAGUGGUGUGCGGCGGGAGCGGGCGGGAAGCGAGCGCUCAGCUCCCGCCAGCGAACACAGUCACCACAGUAACCUGAGCCAUCGGAGCCACCACUCACUGGCAGCCAGCAUCCGCAGCCACCACACCCACCAGUCCUAUGGCCCGCCUGGGUUGCCUCCUCUCUACGCCCCUCCCCUCGUCAUGAUGCCCCCACAGUCCGCCGCCACCCCACCCCCUGGGGCACCUCCGCUCCGCGAUCUGUCAGCGGUGCCUCCAGAGCUCACAGCCAGCAGACAAUCGUUCAGAAUGGCCAUGGGAAACCCCAGUGAGUUCUUUGUGGAUGUUAUGUGACUCAUUCCCCUUCACCCUCCGUAAAAGAAAAUGCACCCCUUCCACCGCCACCCGUGCAACUGAACAGCGGAGCGACUAAAGAAAACGGCGGACCUGCUUGCGACAGAGUGGCACGUUUCUGGAGUGUGAACAGGAUUUUUUAUAUUUAUUCAGCACUAAUCUCGCAAGAUUUAUCAACGUAAACACCCCCUAUUUUGCUUCCCUCCCCAUCCUCCCCUGCAAUCUGUGUUUUUCCCCACCCCCUCACAAGAAUGGACUGCAUUUGUACUUGGACAGUGUCCUGUCUCUCUGCCUCUUUUAACACCUUUCUCAUUGUAAGGUUUUGUUUUUAAAGCAAAAAAAAACAACCUUUUUUCUGCUUCUAUGGAGAGCUUGUUGUAAUAUCAACGGUCAAACUUUAAUCACUUCCAAUCUUGUUUUCUGUUGAACUAAUUUCUUAAAGCUCUUAUGUGUUUCUUUCCUUGUCACACAGCGACAGAUAGUGGGGUUCUUGUCCUCCUCCAACUGGUAAUAUUGUUAGUGCAUUGAGGGGAGAAGUAACCAGCUGGAUUGGGUUGGCCCUCUUGUGCUUGGCAUCAUUUCUUUUUAAAUCGUCUGGUCACCAGAACAGUAGGAUACAGAGGACAGACCCAGACUGCAAGGAAAAGCAUGGAAGAGUUGCUUAAUUGUUCUUAUGUUAAAACUCAGUCAUUAGUGUACGAUUAUGAAUUGCAUCUUAAAACUCUUCAAGGAAACACCGCAAGCCUUAUAUUUCACGAAGGAACAAACACAAAAAUAACUGUCCAACAAUUCAAUCAUGUUGUAAAGCUUCUGAUGUGUGUUUUUUUUCCAUGUAACUCUUCCUUUCAUGAGUAGCGUUUCAUGCUUUAAGUUUGUGGGAAAUGAAGUAAAAACAUCUCGGAUCAAAGCACGACGUUGUCACUCCAUCCCCGUCUUCCCUCUCCCCGCCCUCCGCAUCUGUCACAAUACCUUGCCCUUCGAGAACUGAAAUAAUAAAAAAAAGGUACCUAACGAUCAAUGAAACCUCACUACAGUCAGAGCAGCAAGUCGAAAGAUCGUCGAAGAUCAGAUCCCUCAGGAACAUCCCAACGGAGUCUCGGUGUGGAGAACCUCGACUCCAUCAGGCAACAAAGGGCAGCUGCACUAAUAUCUCACAACCUCUCCGCUCACUCACUGAAUCUGAAGUUGAAUAAGAGAAAUAUAUAACUUGGAGAUGACAUGUGACCCUGGAUGACGGUUUUGUAGCUGAAAGUUGCAUUGUAUACUUUAAUAAAAUGGUUCUAGAUGAUUUCUUCACAUCAACUAAUUUCAUCACUGGUGGAAGUGAGGUGCAAUUUGUUAUCCAUUUUCACGACUGAUA